Molecule: messenger RNA, 1747 nt
Organism: Ziziphus jujuba (common jujube)
Lineage: Eukaryota; Viridiplantae; Streptophyta; Magnoliopsida; Rosales; Rhamnaceae
Product: glucan endo-1,3-beta-glucosidase 8
Exons: 2
Coding region: 149-1600 (483 amino acids)
Biological process (GO): carbohydrate metabolic process
Cellular component (GO): plasma membrane
Molecular function (GO): hydrolase activity, hydrolyzing O-glycosyl compounds
Source: RefSeq, a predicted model, not a curated record
ACCUUUUUCAUUUUCACAUCCUCAAUUUUCAAACAGCUCAAUUUCCUUCAAAGCCUCUUCAAACCCCCUAACCGUUACUUAGAUAACUUUCUAUUAUCUCUCAUCACAAGUAUAGCUAACUCUCCUCUUCUUCGAACCGGCUCGAACCAUGGACCGAGCCGGCAUUUUGGUUGCAUGGGCAGUUUCCAUGAUGAUGGUCUCAUCCAAUCUUGUCCAAGGUUUAGGUGUGAAUUGGGGGACAAUGGCAUCACACCCUUUACAUCCAUCAAUUGUUGCAAAUCUGCUAAAAGAUAAUGGGAUAAAGAAAGUGAAGCUUUUUGAUUCAGAUCAUUGGACUGUGAAUGCCUUAGCAGAUUCGGACAUUGAAGUUAUGAUUGCAAUUCCUAACCUUGAAUUGGAAGAUUUUGCUGGCAGUUACCACCAUGCAAAAAAAUUUGUCAAACAAAAUGUCACAGCUCAUCUUAAGGAGCCAGGAGGUGUUAAAAUCAGGUAUGUGGGUGUUGGAAAUGAGCCAUUCUUGAAAAGUUACAAUGGAAGUUUCGUAAAGUCAACAUUCCCUGCAUUGCAAAAUGUUCAAAAAGCUUUAGAUGAAGCUGGAGUUGGAGACAAAAUCAAAGCCACAGUCCCACUAAACGCCGAUGUUUAUGAAUCGAGUUCAGAUAAACCUUCUGAUGGAAAUUUCCGACCAGAUAUUAAAGAUCAAAUGGUCGAAAUAGUUCAAUUCCUCAAUGACAACAAUGCACCUUUCUCCGUCAACAUUUACCCUUUUCUCAGUCUCUACCAAAAUGACGAUUUUCCUGUAGAUUUUGCAUUUUUUGACAACACAGGGCGGACAAUCAAUGACAAAAAUCUCCAAUACAACAACGUUUUCGACGCGAAUUUCGACACUCUUGUUUGGGCGCUAAAAAAGGCAGGUUUUCCUAAUCUCAAAAUCCUUGUUGGUGAAGUUGGUUGGCCAACAGAUGGUCAUAAAAGUGCAAAUGCCAAAUCUGCCAAGAGAUUCUAUGAUGGUUUGAUUAAAAAAUUGGCUAACAACAAAGGUACACCAAUGAAACCUGGUUAUCUUGAAACCUAUCUAUUUGGUCUUUUUGAUGAGGACCAAAAAAGUGUAGCUCCGGGACCAUUCGAACGACAUUGGGGGAUUUUUCGAUACGACGGGCAACCAAAAUUUCCAAUGGAUCUAAGUGGCCAAGGCCGCAACCAAAUGCUUGUGCCAGCAAAGGGUGUUCAGUAUUUGGAAAAAAAAUGGUGUGUGUUGGAUAGUGAUGUUUCCGAUUUUGAGGCUGUUGGACCUCAAGUGGACUUUGCCUGUGGAUUGUCAGAUUGUAGUAGUCUUGGAUUGGCACGUUCUUGUGGUGAAUUGAAUGCACAUGACAAUGUUUCUUAUGCUUUCAAUAUGUAUUUCCAAACACUGGAUCAGAGUGUUGAAGCUUGUGAUUUUAAAGGGUGGGGGAGGAUUGUGACCAAUAAUGCCUCACAGGGGGAUUGCUUAUUCCCUAUUCAGAUUAUGAGUGGUGGAAAGAGGCUCGGCUUGAGUUUUGCUGCUCUAGUAGUGACUAUAUUUGGAGGAGCUUUGAUGAGCUUUUUCUUGUUUGUGUAAAGAAUUUGUUUUAGACAAUUUAUAUAAUGCAUGAAUGGAAGUUGCAAAGCAAUGUUUUUUAAUUGAUUUAAUGUUGUGUGGAAUUUUUUUUUGUGUAAUUUGAGUAAAAUGGAGUGUUUGUUUUUAUUUAUAUUUAUUUUUUAAUCU